UACAGAGAAGCAACGGGAAGAAGAAAAAGCGAAGAAGAAUCGAAGCGAAAAAAACGAUUAUUUGGGCACUGAAACCUUCGUCUUCGCCUUCUUCAUCAUCAGUUCUCUCUCUCUCUCUCUCUCUUUCUCUUCGUCUCUCCCUCGCCGUUCCCUCUUCUUCGAUCCACCGGCCUCUAGGGUUUGAUCCCUGGAGCCCGGAGGAGGAGCGAUCCGUGGGGUUCUGAUACCUUUGUUGUAGAUCUCGGCAGCGAAGAGGCGGAUCUGGUGUUUUGAUUAACUGGAUGGCGCUCUCUGGGAUGAGAGGACUCUCGGUGUUCAUCAGUGAUGUGCGGAACUGCCAGAAUAAGGAGCAGGAGCGACUCAGGGUUGACAAGGAGCUCGGCAAUAUCCGUACCCGAUUCAAGAAUGAGAAGGCCUUGUCACCUUAUGAGAAGAAGAAAUAUGUCUGGAAAAUGCUUUACAUCUACAUGCUGGGAUAUGAUGUGGAUUUUGGUCAUAUGGAGGCUAUUUCUUUAAUUUCUGCACCAAAGUAUCCUGAAAAGCAGGUUGGAUAUAUUGUGACGUCUAGCUUACUUAAUGAGAACCAUGACUUUCUUCGGAUGGUUAUAAAUACUGUUCGCAAUGACAUAAUUGGUCGCAAUGAAACCUUCCAAUGCCUGGCACUUACUAUGGUAGGAAAUAUUGGUGGUAGAGAAUUUGCUGAAUCAUUAGCUCCUGAUGUUCAAAGGCUUCUUAUUUCGAGUAGUUGUAGACCUCUUGUAAGGAAGAAAGCUGGUUUAUGUCUUCUGCGCCUCUAUAGGAAAAAUGCUGAUGUUGUGAAUAUUGAUGGAUGGUCAGAUCGGAUGGCACAACUUCUUGACGAGCGUGACUUGGGAGUUUUGACAUCUGUCAUGAGUCUUUUUAUUGCUUUAGUCUCUAACAAUACUGAGGCAUAUUGGAACUGCCUUCCAAAAUGUGUUAAAAUUCUUGAGAGGCUAGCAAGAAGCCAAGAUGUUCCACAAGAGUACACUUAUUAUGGAAUUCCAUCUCCUUGGCUUCAGGUUAAGACAAUGAGAGCUCUUCAGUACUUCCCAACUAUUGAGGACCCCAAUACUAGAAGAUCUUUGUUUGAGGUUCUACAACGUAUUUUAAUGGGCACUGAUGUGGUAAAAAAUGUGAACAAAAAUAAUGCUUCACAUGCUGUUCUUUUUGAAGCUCUUGCUCUGGUUAUGCACCUCGAUGCUGAAAAAGAGAUGAUGUCUCAGUGUGUGGCUUUGCUUGGGAAGUUCAUAUCUGUUCGAGAACCAAAUAUCCGCUAUCUUGGCCUAGAAAAUAUGACUAGGAUGUUGUUAGUAGCAGAUGUGCAGGAUAUUAUUAAAAGGCAUCAAGCCCAGAUUAUUACUUCCUUGAAGGAUCCUGAUAUCAGCAUUAGAAGACGCGCACUUGAUUUACUUUACGCCAUGUGUGACAUUACAAAUGCAAAAGACAUAGUUGAGGAGUUACUACAGUAUCUCAGCACUGCAGAUUUUGCCAUGCGUGAAGAGUUGGCGCUAAAGGCUGCCAUUCUUGCUGAGAAGUUUGCGCCGGACCUAUCUUGGUAUGUUGAUGUUAAUCUUCAGCUAAUUGAUAAAGCAGGGGAUUUUGUCAGUGAUGACAUUUGGUACCGUGUGGUCCAAUUUGUGACCAACAACGAGGACUUGCAGCCAUAUGCAGCUGCGAAGGCAAGAGAUUACCUUGACAAACCUGCUUUGCAUGAGACCAUGGUCAAGGUUAGUGCUUAUAUUCUUGGAGAAUACAGCCACCUUUUGGCCAGAAGACCUGGGUGUAGUCCAAAAGAAAUAUUUGCUAUCAUUAAUGACAAGCUCUCCACAGUAUCGCCACCUACUGUUGCUAUUCUCCUUUCAACAUAUGCGAAGAUUUUGAUGCAUACACAGCCUCCAGAUUCAGAAUUACAAGAACAAGUCUGGGCGAUAUUUAGGAAAUAUGAGAGCUAUAUUGAUGUUGAGAUACAACAAAGAGCUGUUGAAUAUUUUGCAUUGAGUAGGAAAGGCGCAUCUUUGGUGGACAUAUUGGCUGAAAUGCCCAAAUUCCCAGAGCGGCAGUCGGCUUUGCUGAAGAAAGCUGAAGACACUGAAGUGGACUCUGCAGAACAAAGUGCUAUAAAGCUACGUAGUCAACAGCAGAUGUCAAAUGCACUGGUAGUAACUGAUCAACACCCUCCCAGUGCCUCUGUACCAGUCAGCCAACCUGGACCUGUAAAAGUGCCAAGUCAAAAUUUGGAUGGAAGUUCUCCUGAUCAAGGAAUGGCCAAAGUUAAUGGGACUGUUGACAAAAUUGAUACACAACCUGUUCCAUCUGCUGACCUCCUUGGUGAUUUAUUGGGACCACUUGCUAUUGAAGGUCCCCCAGGACCAACUCCUUCAGAAGAGCAAAAUCCAAUUUCUGGAUAUGAGGCUGCUCCAAAUUCAGCAGAUGCCUUGGCUUUGAGUACUACUGAAGAUUCAGAUGCAGUUCAGCCAAUCGGCAAUGUUGCAGAUAGGUUUCAUGCUCUGUGCCUGAAAGACAGUGGGGUGCUUUAUGAGGACCCAUAUAUUCAGAUUGGCUUAAAAGCAGAAUGGCGAGCACAUCAUGGGCGACUUGUUCUUUUCUUAGGGAACAAGAAUACUUCACCGCUUGUUUCAGUGCGAGCUUUAAUAUUGCCACCAGCGCAUUUGAAAAUGGAAUUAUCAAUGCUACCUGAAACCAUUCCUCCAAGAGCACAGGUGCAAUGCCCACUUGAAGUUGUAAAUCUUCGAGCAAGCAGAGAUGUUGCUGUUCUUGAUUUCUCCUAUAAAUUUGGAACUAUAGCGGUUAAUAUCAAGUUACGCUUACCAGCUGUCUUAAACAAGUUCCUACAACCAAUAUCAGUCUCAGCUGAAGAAUUUUUUCCCCAGUGGAAGUCAUUGUCUGGACCACCUUUGAAACUUCAAGAAGUGGUCAGGGGAGUUAAACCAAUGCCUAUUCCUGAACUGGCCAACUUGUUCACCAACCUUCAACUAGCUGUUACUUCAGGACUGGAUACAAACCCCAACAACCUGGUUGCAAGCACAACCUUCUUCUCAGAUAGUACAAAAGCCAUGCUUUGCUUGAUUAGAAUAGAAACAGAUCCAUCCGACAGAAGUCAGUUACGGUUAACAAUUGCCUCAGGGGAUCCAGCUCUAACUUUUGAGUUGAAGGAGUUGAUCAAAGAAUACAUGAUCAGUGUUCCGACAGCAUCUCCGGUACCCACACCAUCGCCAGCACCAUUACAGCCACAAUCACCACCUGUUGCUGAUCCAAACGAUCCCGGUGCCAUGCUCGCUGGACUGCUUUGAAAUGAUUUACACAUUGAUAUAUUUGAUUUUCAACCCUUAUUCUGCCUUGACCCCAAGCAAAGCCCAGGUAUUUACUUUAAAGAACUGGAAACAUGGAAGGAGUGAGUAUUCUUGAAGCAGAGGGGCUUGCAGGCAGAACGAACGAAGCUUGUAUUAGACGAUCAGCAAGAUAUCUGAUUACAAUUUUCCAUAAUGAGCUUCCAAAUUCUUUGGGGUCUUUGCUCAAAGCCCCUUGAGGUAGUGUGCUAUUCUGAUUCCUUUACCUCACUUUUGUUUUUUUGUCUUUCUAUUUAUUUCUGUUGGGGUUGUUGGUUGAGUUCUUGUUAUUUGAUGAUGAUUUUGUGGUAUUUUUAGCUUCAGCACUUUGCAUCAUGGCCAUUGUAAAAGUUUCCCACUGUAACAACCAAUUUAAUGCUUGUGUAUCAAUAAGAACAGUUAAAGAAACAUUCAGAGAGGUGUGGUUAUGUAAUGUAAA
Messenger RNA from Dioscorea cayenensis subsp. rotundata (Guinea yam), 3807 nucleotides. RefSeq names its product AP-2 complex subunit alpha-1-like. Gene Ontology annotation, molecular function: clathrin-cargo adaptor activity. Gene Ontology annotation, cellular component: AP-2 adaptor complex; membrane coat. The transcript has 27 exons. The record is from RefSeq and is a predicted model, not a curated record. Bases 282 to 3332 code for a protein of 1016 amino acids. Gene Ontology annotation, biological process: intracellular protein transport; clathrin-dependent endocytosis. NCBI's taxonomy places the organism in Eukaryota, Viridiplantae, Streptophyta, Magnoliopsida, Dioscoreales, Dioscoreaceae.